UGUGUCUGGCAUUCCGAGGCUACUGACAGGAGGUAUGGAGCCUGAGCCGAAAAAGUCAAGAGCUCCGGUUCGUGUAUGGUGCGACGGCUGCUACGACAUGUGCCACUUCGGUCAUUCAAACUCCUUCCGUCAGGCGAAAGCGAUGGGCGACGUUCUUGUGGUCGGUGUCCAUUCUGAUGACGAGGUGUCGAAGCAUAAGGGACCGCCGAUGAUGACUGAUGAAGAGAGAUAUAAGAUGGUGCGGUCUGUCAAGUGGGUGGAUGAGGUUAUUGAAGAUGCACCAUACAUUACCUACGUGUCUACACUGGACAAAUACAAGUGCGAUUUUUGUGUGCACGGAGACGACAUCAGCACGUCGAGUGAUGGAACCGACUCGUAUGCAGAAGUAAAGAAUGCCGAUCGUUUCAAGGAGUGUCGCCGUACGACUGGAAUAUCAACAACCGACAUUGUGGGACGAUUAUUGCUUGCAACGAGACAACGUCGCGGAGGAAAGGAGAGUCCACUUGAAUCAAUGGACACACAAGCUCUAGGAUCAUUCGUUGAAGGAUUUGGAGGCCGAAGUGCUCAGACUGGCGUUUCACACUUCUUGCCAACAACUCAGAAAAUCAUUCAGUUUUCAUCCGGACGAGUUCCAGGGGAAGGCGACAAGAUCAUUUACACUGUAGGAUCAUUUGAUAUAUUUCAUUGUGGGCACGUCGACUUCCUCAAGAAGGCCAAAGAACUAGGAGACUUUGUCAUAGUCGGUGUGAAUACCGACCAGGAUGUCAACUACUACAAGGGAGGUGGGAACUUCCCGAUUAUGACGUUGCAUGAACGUGUACUAAGCGUGUUGGCUUGUAGAUAUGUAGAUGAGGUUGUGAUUGGAGCUCCAUACGAGGUGACUCAAGAACUGAUAGAUCAUUUCAAGAUCACCGUUGUUGCACACGGUAAAACUCCUAUCGUAUUGAAUCAGGAAGGCAAAGAUCCAUUUCAUGUACCAAAGCAACUAGGAAUCUUCCAGGUUAUUGACAGUGGAAACAAGAUGACGUCACAGACAAUUAUUGAUCGGAUUAUUGCACAACGUCUGAUGUACGAAGAAAGAAAUCGUAAGAAGAGCGAACAGCAAAAGAUCCAGAACGCCCUCGCUGAGCUACAGCAACGCAGAGACAGCACCAGUUGACAUUGCAACGCUCGCCUGCAAUGCUUUCUUGCUACACUUAAUACUACAGACUCACUCACUUUUAGAGCUGUCCAUGUGACCGGUGAAGAUCACCGACAUGAAUGACCGU
Molecule: messenger RNA, 1268 nt
Organism: Corticium candelabrum
Lineage: Eukaryota; Metazoa; Porifera; Homoscleromorpha; Homosclerophorida; Plakinidae
Product: ethanolamine-phosphate cytidylyltransferase-like
Exons: 19
Coding region: 35-1159 (374 amino acids)
Biological process (GO): phosphatidylethanolamine biosynthetic process
Cellular component (GO): cytoplasm
Molecular function (GO): ethanolamine-phosphate cytidylyltransferase activity
Source: RefSeq, a predicted model, not a curated record